Molecule: messenger RNA, 1305 nt
Organism: Daucus carota subsp. sativus
Lineage: Eukaryota; Viridiplantae; Streptophyta; Magnoliopsida; Apiales; Apiaceae
Product: probable aspartic proteinase GIP2
Exons: 1
Coding region: 1-1305 (434 amino acids)
Biological process (GO): proteolysis
Molecular function (GO): aspartic-type endopeptidase activity
Source: RefSeq, a predicted model, not a curated record
AUGUCUUCCUCACUCCACCAUAGCCUAAUUAUCUUUCUCUUUGCUGUUGGAAUAUCUUCAGCUGCAGCCCAGUUCAAACCCAAGGCUUUUCUAUUUUCCGUAAGGAAAGACACAAGAGCCCUUCAGUACUACACUUCACUAGAAGUUUCCACACGAAGCAACUAUGUAGAUGUAGUCGUGGAUCUUGGUGGCCAACACACCUGGUUCGAUUGUGACACCUUCAAAUUACCAACCUAUAAGCCCAUCAGCUGCGGCUCUACAAAAUGUAAUAAUGUAAAGAGCGGUGGUUGCGUUGGCUGCAAUCUACCUACCAGCAGACCAGGGUGCACCAACAAUACCUGCGCCGUCUUCUCCUACAAUCCAUAUACUAAUGGUCUGUAUGCCCAAGGCCUCGGAGAGGAUAACUUGUACAUGUCAGAUACCAAUGGAUUGUCAGUCGGGCUAACGUACGAAUUGCCCAAACCAUUUCCAUUCUCAUGUGCAGAUUCAGAUCUGCUGAGAGGCCUGUCCAAUGCAACCAAAGGUAUGCUAGGCCUUGCAAAUACCAUAACUUCAUUACAUUCACAAUUGUCAACCAAGUUUAGAAAACCUCAUAAAUUUGCUCUCUGUCUACCCUCCACAACCGAAUAUCCACUUGGCCACAUGUUUAUUGGUGGGGGGCCUUAUUUUUUUCCACCAUACAAUAAGAACAUUGCUAAACAAUUGCUCACUACAAAGCUUGUCAUCAAUCCUGUUAGCACUGCUCCUGUAUCAAGCGAAGGUGACCAUUCGGACGAAUACUUCAUAGAUGUUACGUCGAUUAGUGUUGACAACAGGCCGGUCACUGUCAAUGCUUCUUUGCUAUCCAUUGACAAGAAUGGCGAAGGGGGCACUAAACUUAGUACGGUGACUCCUUUUACCAAAUUGGAGACUUCCAUGUAUAAGGUUCUUGUCAGUGACUUUAAGAAGGCUGCGGCGCUCAGAAAGAUGAAAAGAGUGGCCUCUGUGGCACCAUUUAGUGCGUGUUUCAGAGCUAUUUCUGUAGCAAAAAGCCAGACAGGACCUGUUGUGCCAUACAUAGAUAUUGGUCUUGCAGGCAAGCAGCAUUGGAGAUUUUACGGUGCUAAUUCGAUGGUCUCUGUGAAGAAGGAUGUGUUGUGCCUGGCAUUUGUAGAUGGAGGGUCGAAGCCAAGAACUUCUCUUGUCAUAGGAGGGCAUCAGAUGGAGAAUUAUCUUAUUGAGUUCAAUCUCGUUUCCUCAAAGCUGGGGAUUAGCACUUCACUUCUGUUCCGCAAUACAACUUGCACCCAGUCUCGACUGUUGUAG